Molecule: messenger RNA, 812 nt
Organism: Arachis duranensis
Lineage: Eukaryota; Viridiplantae; Streptophyta; Magnoliopsida; Fabales; Fabaceae
Exons: 2
Coding region: 177-749 (190 amino acids)
Source: RefSeq, a predicted model, not a curated record
AUAGGUGAGAUGGAGGAGAAUAUGCAACGCUUCUUGUUCAUUGCCGUUACAAAAGGGCAUAAGCCCAGUGUGUACACGAGUUGGGAGGAGGUGAACCAGCAAGUUAUAGAUUUUACAUUCCCUGAGUUUCACGAUUCAAUAGCUUUGAACGCGCAUGCUCAUGCUUCAAAGCGAGGAUGUCGUCCAUUUGUGUUGAGAAAGGUGGUAGUGGUGAAACUGGUGGAGUCAGGCCGGAUGGAGGUGGCAAAAAGAAAUUGGCUAUCACCGGCGGAGGCCAUCCUUACCGGCCAAUUGUUUCAUGGCUUCCUAUAAUUUUGGCCGAGGAACUUAACGUGGAUUUCGCAGUUGUGCGCAGCAUAGAGGAGUGGUUGCUGAAAGUUUGCCUAGAGGCAGAGAUCCCUUGCCCCUGUUUCUUUAAGGUGAAACAAUUUGUCGGAGAGCAAGGUCCGUUCUUUGGCUUCACAGUUGUUAUUCCUGGGCAUCCAUUUGAGAUAGAGCUAUUUGUCAUUGGUCGUUUCUCGAUGGUUGAAAAAGCUGCGAGAGAAGAUGCUGCUUAUGAGAUGCUAUGCGUGUUGCUUGAUGUAACUGGAAAAGAGAUUCAGGAUUAUAACUACAGAAAGGUGAAGCUUCUUAGUGACUCAAAUAACGCGCUUCGGGCGGGGGUAGGUCAAUUGGAAGAAUCUUACGAAAAGCUAAAGGCUAGUUACGAUUCCCUUGUAAAACGCCAUGUGGAAGGAGAAAGAGUUUGAUUUGUGUUUUCUGAAUGUGUCAUUAGUGUUUGGUUAUGUUGUAAUUUUUCAGUUAUUGUUGUU